Cyclocybe aegerita is the source of this 570-nucleotide messenger RNA. The record is from the annotation of a GenBank genome assembly. Lineage: Eukaryota; Fungi; Basidiomycota; Agaricomycetes; Agaricales; Hemipholiotaceae.
AUGCUCAACAAGACGAUUGCUGCUGGAGCCAGCAAGCCUGUUGGUCUUGUGCCAGUGACGAGCAAUGACAUCCAUCAGUUGAAGACGUCGCUCGCGGCAGGGCUAGAUAGCUUGACGGUUCUUUUCAAUGCUCAACAGCAGGACAAUUUUGUCCAUCUCGGGGAUUCUGUCAAAAGUCCUUCCAUCUUUCGCACUCCCACCCCAUCUGAGCCUUCGCCAUCCCCUCCCUCUCUCCCACUUCCAAAUGUCUCUAUUCCUGAUUUGGGCCAUGGACAUGGUGCCUGGCGUCAUGCUCUUUCCCAGUGGAUGGAAGUCGAUCCAGUAACUGGGUAUGCGUUGAAGGACUGGCCCCCUGAUUGGUAUACAGGGUCUAUGUGGACAGUCAUGGUGAUGGUUUACAAAGAAUAUGAAAGGCUUGAAUUGGACAAGGUGCGCUUCAUUCAAGAGUACCCUGAGGCUGACAAGAGUCUGACCAAUCUGGUCAAUCUUAUCAGAAGACAGAACAAGAAGACUUGGACAAGCAAGAAUGGCUCACCAGAGCAAUGGGAUUCACCAUCCCUCAUCAACUAA